Messenger RNA from Phytophthora sojae, 1320 nucleotides. RefSeq lists its product as hypothetical. The coding region runs from base 1 to 1320 and encodes 439 amino acids. The transcript has a single exon. The record is from RefSeq and is a predicted model, not a curated record. NCBI's taxonomy places the organism in Eukaryota, Oomycota, Peronosporomycetes, Peronosporales, Peronosporaceae.
AUGGACUUCCAAGCCGACCUGGACUCGACGCUGGAGGUGAUCCCGAGAGGUACCCAUUUCCAAGAGUUGCCCGUUUCGGGGUGUCCCAAGUGCCCAGAUUUCCAGUGGACCAAUAAAUUGGGCUUCGUCGCUGCCAACGUCUAUGGGGUCAAUGUGGCCGCUGACGGUCUGAACGAGGCCGGCCUCUCGGCUGCGUGGCUCUAUUUGGAUGCCACGGAGUACCCUACGCCCGAGAAAGAAGGCAACUUCAACAUGUCCAAGUCUGUGGUCACCUCGCUGUGUUCCUAUAUUUUGGGCAACUUUGCCACGGUGGAGGAGGUGAAGACCGGACUCCAAAGGGUGCAACUUGCCGGGAUUAACGGCCAAGUGGCGCAGCAGGUGCUCCAUGUGCCCGCCCCAGCUGACGGCAAGGCCAAGACCGCGCCGCUCCACGUCAGCGUGCAUGACCGAAAUGGGCACAGCUUGGUCAUCGAGUUCCUAAAAGGAGUACCCAUUUUUCAUGACAACCCGAACGGAGUGCUGACCAACGACCCACCGCUGGAACAGCAAUUGGAGCUUCUGGACAAGCAUUUGAGUGAAGCUCAAGGUAGUAUCAACACUGGGAGUCUGCUACCGGGCGGGUAUGGAUCGUCACAGAGGUUUGUGCGGCUUUCGGUGCUGAAUCGCAAGAUUAAAGAGGGCUACAGCGCACCUACCGUGCAUGCUUCGUACGUUGAAGCGACGGAGGAGCAACGCGUGGUGUCGGAUGCUUUGCAUCUUCUGAACACGGUGGUGCGUCCACCCAUGGGGGAGGCCACGCAGUGGUCCAUCGUGAGAGACCACAAGCGCCGGAUGCUGUACAUCCGCUCUACGGCGAACCAACUACUGCGACGCGUGAGUUUGGACAUGUUGGACUGGGCCGACCCACACGCGCGACGCCUGAUCCCGGUUUCGUACGGUAUUUGGUUCUUGGACUCGACUGUGCCGCUUCUUGACGAUCGCAAUGUGCUGCAAACCAAGGAUCUACCACCGCGUUCCGAUGUCGAGGCCGCGAUGUCACAGACACAAGACCCCUCUGCAGCAUUCCGCAAGAUUGACACGAAGGCGCAUUUUCGAGAGCAGGCUGCGGUGACCGAGACGCAGGACCAGCAGCAGUUCCUUGCUGCUACCGCACAGAUGCAGCAGGCGGACGAAGUUGCGAGCAUCUCGCUGGUGUGGGUCUUCGUUGUCGGCUCCGUGGCCGGCGGAAUGCUCACAGCGUUGCUCUCGGUGGGGUGGAAGAUGAUCAUCACGGAUUGCCUUCGACGCCAAAGCGGAUACCAGCCCAUCGCCGACAUUUAG